Molecule: messenger RNA, 4341 nt
Organism: Hypoxylon trugodes
Lineage: Eukaryota; Fungi; Ascomycota; Sordariomycetes; Xylariales; Hypoxylaceae
Product: kinesin-domain-containing protein
Exons: 4
Coding region: 282-3848 (1188 amino acids)
Biological process (GO): mitotic spindle assembly; microtubule-based movement
Cellular component (GO): spindle microtubule; nucleus
Molecular function (GO): plus-end-directed microtubule motor activity; microtubule binding; ATP binding
Source: RefSeq, a predicted model, not a curated record
CUUCAACCUUCACACAUCAAUAUCGCGCGUCUUGUACCUGUGCACCGCAACACAAUCUUUACAUCAUACAUCCCACCUUUUCAUCUCUGGCCAACGUAUACUCAACAACGCUGGACUUCAUCAUUCUAAUAAAUUAAUCCAAUGUUCUCGUGAACAAUUGUUUACUUCACCGCUUCACCUAGCCUAGUCUAAGCAGCUUUGUUUUGAGACUCCUAGAUAUCAUUUGUUAGUUCCAAUAGCAGCUUACAGUAUCCCUCCUAAUUCAACACCCCUCGCCCACAAUGCAGGGCCGCUCCUAUAGGGGCGAAAGGCCAUCGAUGGCUGCUAGUACCCGCUCUGGCAUUGCUGGACGCGUCGGUGUUCGACCACCCUCAAAUAGAACAUCGUCGCUACGGAACCCUGUCCAUAAUCACCACCAUGCUGCUGUCGCCUCAAGGAUCGCAAGAACGGCAGCCCCUUCUCCAGCUGAAUCAAUGUCAUCCAUUACCACCACAGGAACGAAGCGCAAAGAACGCGAUUACGAAAUCGAGACUGGUGGGGAAGAGACGAAUAUCGAUGUUGUUGUUCGCUGUCGCGGACGCAAUGAGCGAGAAGUACGAGAGAACAGUGCCGUGGUCGUUUCUACUGAUGGCGCGAAAGGCAAACUUGUUGAGUUGUCUAUGGGUCCAAGUGCCUUAAGCAAUAAGACCUAUAACUUCGAUCGCGUCUUUUCCCAAGCUGCUGAUCAAAGCAUGCUAUAUGAUGAUGUCGUAAAACCUAUAUUAGAAGAGAUGCUCGGUGGAUACAAUUGUACUAUUUUUGCUUACGGUCAAACCGGUACCGGCAAAACAUACACGAUGUCGGGAGACAUGACCAACACUUUAGGUCUCCUAUCCGACGACGCCGGAAUUAUCCCUCGAGUUCUACAUUCGCUCUUCAAUAAAUUAGACGGGGAGGACACCGAUAGUUUCGUCAAGUGUUCCUUCAUUGAGCUAUAUAACGAAGAGCUUCGAGACCUCAUCUCAGCCGAAGAAAACUCCAAAUUAAAGAUCUUUGACGACACUUCCCGCAAAGGCCACUCAACGACGGUUGUCCAGGGUAUGCAGGAAUCGCACAUCAAGAAUGCCACAGAAGGCAUCAAACUCCUACAGGAUGGUAGCUUGAAACGACAAGUAGCCGCAACGAAAUGCAAUGAUCUAAGUAGUCGAAGUCAUACCGUAUUUACGAUCACGGCAUGUGUCAAGCAAACCGGGGAAGAUGGAGCGGAGUACGUUAGUGCUGGAAAGUUGAACUUGGUAGAUCUUGCUGGAAGCGAAAACAUUCAACGUUCCGGGGCAGAAAACAAGAGAGCAGCGGAAGCCGGCUUAAUCAACAAGAGUUUACUCACCCUAGGGCGAGUCAUCAACGCUCUAGUCGACCGAAGUUCGCAUAUUCCAUACCGAGAAUCCAAGUUGACAAGAUUACUACAAGAUUCACUUGGUGGCCGCACGAAGACAUGCAUCAUCGCUACUAUAUCACCGGCGAAGAGCAAUCUCGAAGAGACCAUAUCGACACUCGACUAUGCUUUCAGAGCAAAGAACAUUCGGAAUAAGCCCCAGGCCAAUCAGAGGAUCAACAAAGAAACUUUGCUUAAAGAAUUCACCCACGAGAUUGAGCGGCUGCGAAGCGAAUUAAUCAUUACGCGUCAACGAAAUGGUGUCUACUUGACGAAUGAAAACUACGAAGAAAUGACCGCCGAGAGCGAGUCCCGCAGAAUCCGCAACGAAGAACAAGCCGCCAAGAUCGAGACUCUUGAAUCCAAUCUUCGAAACAAAGUACAAGAGCUUCUUUCCCUAACCUCAAGCUUCAUGGGCCUGAAAAAAGACCACGAGUCUACUAAGGCGCAACUAGAUGAUACAAAGGGCGUACUUGAUCAGACCGAGCUUGUUCUUGAAGCUACCCGCAAAUCCCUCGCCGAGGAGACUCACCUACGCAAGGCACACCAACAAACCGAGGAGCAGAUGCAGGCAAUUGGCGGUGAGCUUAUCACUACUAUUAAUAAAACUGUCAAGGACGUCGGGGGUCUACACGCGAAGAACAAGAGAAAGUCAGACCUCCAAUUGUUAAAUCGAACCAAUUGGAGAACCGCUCAAGAUCAAGUCUCGGAUGUGACCUCACUCGUAGAAGGUCGCGUUGAGGAAUUUCGAAAUGAGCAACAACAGCACAUGUCGGGCAUUUCGGAGCGAAUGCAUUCAUUUGUGCAGGAAGAGUUACAAAAGCUCUCCUCCACUCAAUCAUUCCUCGAUCAAAAUCUAGAGCUCUUCGCUCAGUCUAAGAGAGAGCUGAUGGAACAGAAACAAAAAUCGAAGGAUGAAAUGGACGACGUGCUCGAGGAGAUCAAGGAAGUCCGGGAUCACAUCAAGGAGAAAGUCGGAGACAGUCUCAAAGCCAUCGCAACAGCAGCCGAGACAAUAUCUCAAGAUGUGCUUAGUGAACUGAGCACCUUCCAUAAUCAACUGCAUACGUCGUACUCAUCCCUCGGAAAGGAUUUCAAAUCGAUUUUUGAAGAGUUGUUAAAGCAUAUCACCUCCCAAAAGAAAGAAUCGGAUAGCCUCCGGGAGCAGCUUCAACGUGCGAAUAACACCAUACUUCAGUCGAACACAUCUAUAUCAGCGCAGUUACAAGAAGUUAUCACCGAAGAACGACGACAAGCAGCCGAGGAACGUCAAAACCUCCUAGCGCAGAUUACUACGCUCAUCAACUCACAGGCCGAACUCCAAGAAUCACGUCUAGCUAAUAAGACAAGUUCUAUUCAUCAGAGCAUGCAAGAGAAUGGCACCGCAUUGGAAGGUAGUAUGGCUCAAUACUCUCAGGGAAUGGACAAUUGGAACGAGAAGGAGACUCGCCUCCUUGAUGAAGUUUCCAACUCGAGGGAAAUAUUGAAGACCAAGUUGAAGGAUGAUUGGACUACCGCGAACAAGCACAGCACCUCCAUUCAAGACACAACCAGAUCAGUACAUGCAAAGACGGUCCAAGUUGUAGAUGAGCAGAUGAAAGAUCUCGAUGAACAGAUGACAUCUCUAGAUGAUUUCGUUAGCCGUGCCCGUUCACAAAAUAGUUUACACCACGACCGUCACGCCAGCUCGGUAAAGAACUUAUCCAGCACAGUUGAAGGUUCAUAUGCGAAUAUUGGCGACCAUUUCAAGGAUACCUACUCCAGAGUCCAGGACCUCAACUCCGAAAUGGAUACCAAUGUUACUGACGCCCAGGAAUCUUUGGAGUCAUUCUCGGAAAUUGUCCGCGAACCUCUCUCCGACCUUCGAGAAGACAUAAACAGCACGGUGUUGCAAGAGUACCAACCAACAGGAGACACGCCACAGAAGAUAACCUAUCGAUAUCCCACAGAACUCCCCCAUACAGAAGCACACGAAGUAUUACUUAGAAAGUUAAAUGGCGAGGUAUCGCCCAGCAAAUCUAAGGUCUUUUCUGACGCGGACCCAAGCUUGUCAGAGAACAGAUCACCAUCCAGGCGGUUUGCCUCCGAAAGUUCGUUCCCCCUUUCCGACCGCGACCAUAAUCCGCUCUCGAUGAGCCUACGUGAGGUUCAUCCGAACCUUAACGCAACAGCCACUCUCAAUUUUGAUCCUCGUGCUAACGCGACGGUUCAUGGGUUUAGUAUGAUGGAUGGGACCGCAAACACAGAUGGAGACUUCACGAUGCCGCUGCUUAAGAAGAGCAGGACGACGCGGGGUUCGAAAGCGGGAAAGAAGGCGGCGGCAGCAGCCGAAGGACGAGAGAACAUACCCCUCCUUUCAUCAGUUGUACCUGGUGGUGGGAGAGAAGUAUUUUCACAAAGCGUCACUAGGAGGAAGAGCCCUAGACUAAACUAAAUUGGCCGAGCUCGCGCUAUAGGAGCAGUAUAGGACAAAGGGGGAUCCCUGUACUGGACCUUUCAAAAUGUCGGAGGUUUGAAUUAAUGGAGUUAAUGGUAACGGUGGAGAUGGAUUGGGCGUUCAAGGUUCAUCUCUUUUCCAAGGACACGGGAGUAGGAGGUUGGGCAUUAUGGCUUUGAUACAUUAUACCUAGAAGUUGAGUUGUUCAUCUGUUUUAAGGCCGUUCGUCAGGCUAGCCAGUAUGCUAGAUACCCCUAAUUGUUUUGAGAGCCGUUGUGUAGUCAAAGCCAAAUUUGCAUGUUUUUAUUGAUGAACCCUCGUAGGUUUAUACACCUGCGUGCCUCCUUCGGAUCUGUCGAUAUAUAUACAUCUCGUUAUCCAACGGCGUUUAUUUAGAUGCUGUAUAGACGUCGGCGAUGGGGCUAAGAGCAUACGUACCUAUGUGAAGUGUUACAGAAUACCCUCUAGCGCACAGCCUCUUUUAAGCAAC